AUGGAGGCAUGGCUGGUCCGUACUCAGCAAGUUCGAGGCCCCAGUGAGACUCCGGCGCAAUGCCCAAGCUACGCCCGUUGGAUCGGCAUAUCCACGAUUCGCAACUCGCUCCAACUCUCCGCACUCCGCCGCCUUAGUGCCAGCCCUUAUCAGUCUGAUGACGAAAUCAACUCUGCCGGCUUCGCGAAUCAUUAUUGUUAUAUCACUUCCGCCCACGACUAUACCAGUCGGCCAUCUACAAUCGUCAUUGCCUCGUUCAUAUAUCGUUCAGUUCCAACCCGUCAUCGCUCUCCUCGCUUGGAUAGCCCAUUUGCACGCUAUCUUGUUGGCAUGGAAAAGAUCAGGAUUCCUUCCCCGUCUGCCAUUCUUAACCCUCUUGCUGCUUUAUCUUCCGGAGGUUCCACAGGUUCCGACUCCACUCAAAACGCAGCGCCUGUCCAGAGCCGUGUGACAACGACAACUAACAAGCCCAAGCAGUCAAAGAGUCGUAAUGGUUGCGUCACCUGUAAAGCAAAACGACUGAAGUGCGACGAGUCAAAGCCAACAUGCCUCCAGUGCAAGAAGCGUAACGUGGAUUGUGGAGGAUACAAAAAGGAUUUCAAAUGGCGUUCAUUUGGAGAAAGCGACUUCCCUGGGAGGGGCUCCGUUCUAAAGGAGAAGAAAGGAGGUUCGUCGCCACCUACUCGCAGUACUGUCAUACGCAACCGGGAGCUGGUUGAAAAUCAGUUCUCUGGGAAGGGAACAGUUGGCGGCUCGCAACCUCAGCGAAGCUCGCCCCGAGACAUUUCCUCCGGCCGUUCUAGUCACUCGCCAGGCAAGACGGACCUGGGGCUCUCACUUGAUCACAUCCUUGGCUACUCGGUUUCUGGAAGCUUCAGUGAUGACUUUUUUGCGUCGCCGUCUUCAGAAAUCACACCAGAGGAGCAAUCCUCCUGGUUUCCAACUAUACCACUUACUCCUAGCACAGACCAGGAGAAUACCCCUAGCCAUACCUUGCUGGAAGCGUCUCCGGAAACAGACGAAUUUAGUUUUGAAGCUCUGCUAGAAGGCGACGGUGAAGAGAUUGAGGAGAUUGUGCGGCAGCCAGAUCGUCGUACUAGAGUGAGGAAUCUUGGCCUCCCAGGGUCAUACGUCCCCCAACAAACUGAGCCGACCAUCAUGCCCUCGGGGCCUCUUGCAGGACCUGCCCUAAGUAUUGCAAGCCCAGAACUGCUUGUUUUGCACUUUGAUAGGUUUACCUGUGGAAUUCUGUCCAUAAAGGAUGGCGCUCGCGAGAACCCAUGGCGCACUUUAGUUUGGCCAUUGGCUAAGGACACCCCAGCCCUUUACCAUGCAGUGUUCGCGCUGGCCGCAUUCCACGGAAGCAAAGAUAAUCCUUCAUUGAGGGUCUUUGGAGUUGACCAUAUGAGAAUGAGCAUUACGUGCAUGGUUCAAAAUAUUCAGAGUAUGAGGGCUGAUGCUGCGUUGGCAACGAGCUUAGCUCUUGCUUUUGCUGAUACUUGGGACCAACACACUCGGUCUUGUAUACAGCAUCUUCGAGGCGCGAAGGCGCUGGUGGCGCAAGUCGUUGGACUGGCGAGGCAGGGCGGGAUUCAGGAGACUGAUUUUAGAAGGGUGCGGUUCCUGUAUAACACCUGGCUCUACAUGGAUGUUCUCGCUCGCCUGACUUCUCGCGAGGAACUUGGGAAACUAGAGACGGAGGUUCCUGCUUUUCCAUGUCCAGAGAGAACAGUUCAUGAAAUUGAUCCUUUGAUGGGAAGUGCUGCCACACUGUUUCCGCUCAUCGACCAAGCUGCCCGUUUGAUCCAACGUGUCCGCAGAACGGAGUCGAACUCUAUAUCUCUCAUUUCCCAGGCCAUUGAGCUCAAGCAAGCGGUCGAACAAUGGGAGCCGCCAGAAUGGUUUGAGCCCCCAGAAGAUCCCACGUCAGAAGUGCAGCAUAGUAUUCAAACAGCUCAUGCUUAUCGCUGGGCUACUCUGUUGUACCUUCAACAAGCUGUCCCCGAAAUGCCUUCGGAACCACCACAGGACCUUGCCAAACGCAUUCUGGUUCUUUUGGCCACUGUGCCACCUAGCUCACGUACAACAAUCAUCCAGAUGUUUCCCCUCUUGGUUGCCGGUUGUGAGGCGGAGCAGGAAGAGGACAGAGAUUGGGUGCUCAAACGUUGGAGCGCGAUUCAAACCCGGCUGAUGUUGGGCUCUAUUGACCGAUGCAUUGAGGUCGUUCGUGAGGUCUGGGCUCGCCGGGAUGCAAGUGCGGCUCAAAAAAAGCAACAACAGCAGCAGCAGCAGCAGCAGCUUCGUGGGUCUGGUUUUUCUCGCAACAGUGUUGGGAAAGCGUCGGACCAGGACAAUGUGUUCUACACCGGCCGCGGCCCCGUGGUUUCCUCGCGAAGAAGCUCUGCAGUCUCACCCCUAGAGAAUAUUGAGUUUGAAAGGACGGUUCGUGGAAAGUGCCACUGGGCGCAUGUGAUGCAAGAAUGGGGUUGGGAAGAUGAGCUUUUCACGCCAUUAGCCGCCUGGUUAUCUGGAGAGCUAGACUCCCCCAGCUUCUGGCAUGCCCCUUCUCGCGGCGUCUGA
This is a messenger RNA of Aspergillus nidulans FGSC A4, 2580 nucleotides long. RefSeq names its product Zn(II)2Cys6 transcription factor. The transcript has 5 exons. The coding region runs from base 1 to 2580 and encodes 859 amino acids. NCBI's taxonomy places the organism in Eukaryota, Fungi, Ascomycota, Eurotiomycetes, Eurotiales, Aspergillaceae. The record is from RefSeq and is a predicted model, not a curated record. Gene Ontology annotation, biological process: regulation of DNA-templated transcription; DNA-templated transcription. Gene Ontology annotation, cellular component: nucleus. Gene Ontology annotation, molecular function: DNA-binding transcription factor activity, RNA polymerase II-specific; DNA binding; zinc ion binding.